Propithecus coquereli (Coquerel's sifaka) is the source of this 1505-nucleotide messenger RNA. It is a transcript of the gene DUSP22, whose product is annotated as dual specificity phosphatase 22. Gene Ontology annotation, molecular function: protein tyrosine/serine/threonine phosphatase activity. Gene Ontology annotation, cellular component: cytosol. Lineage: Eukaryota; Metazoa; Chordata; Mammalia; Primates; Indriidae. Bases 199 to 870 code for a protein of 223 amino acids. The transcript has 7 exons. The record is from RefSeq and is a predicted model, not a curated record. Gene Ontology annotation, biological process: regulation of cell population proliferation; positive regulation of JNK cascade; transforming growth factor beta receptor signaling pathway.
CGCGCCCUCCCGAGCGCCGCCGCCCAGCCGGCCCCGUCGUGACGCGCCGCCAGCGAGCGGGAGCGCCCUGCCCGGCGUCGGCCGCCAUGGGGAACGGGAUGAACAAGAUCCUGCCCGGCCUGUAUAUCGGCAACUUUAAAGAUGCCAGAGAUGCAGAGCAAUUGAGCAAGAACAAAGUGACACAUAUUCUGUCUGUCCAUGAUAGUGCCAGGCCUAUGUUGGAGGACAAGACAUUUCAAAGAAAGUAUCAAAUUCAUUCACGAGUGCCGACUCCGCGGGGAGGGCUGCCUUGUACACUGCCUGGCCGGGGUCUCCAGGAGCGUGACGCUGGUGAUCGCGUACAUCAUGACCGUCACCGACUUUGGCUGGGAGGACGCCCUGCACACCGUGCGUGCGGGGAGGUCCUGCGCCAACCCGAACCUGGGCUUCCAGAGGCAGCUUCAGGAGUUCGAGAAGCACGAAGUUCACCAGUACCGGCAGUGGCUGAAGGAAGAGUACGGAGAGAGCCCUCUGCGGGAUGCAGAAGAAGCCAGAAACAUUCUGGCACGCAGAGCCACACGAAUGAAAAAAUACACUCGACCUCUCCCUAAAAAGAUGCUGCCACCCAGUUUCUCCGAAUUUCACCACAAAGAACCCCCACAUAAGAAGAGCAGUGCCCCUGUGCAUGUAAAGGGUACGUCACAGGUGAGCGAUUGGGGGCGGAAGAACAGAGCUGCCUGGCCCUGCGCAGACGCACAGGCCCUGGACGUGUGCCAAGAGAGGGGACGGGCUGUGCAGUCAUCCGUCCGCAGCUCAGAUACUUUGCCUAUAAAGACAUUUGUCCCUAAACCAAAAAGAAAUGUAAAUAUGUUAAGAGAAAAAAAUAUUUAGGAUAUUAGCUUGAAUGCUUAAGUAUGUGCACUUUUACAAACCUCCAAAUGUAUUCUUGUAGGUCUUUAAAUGUUUUAAUAUUUGCUGCCAGUGAUGUUCUUUCUUCACAGCUGCUCCGCGAAUUCUGAAGAACUGGGCCUUUCUCAGAAGACUGUAAUUAAUGUACCUGAAGUUUCUGAAAUAUUGCAAAGCCACAGAGUUUAGGAUGGUGCUGCCAAAAAGAAAAGCAGCCUAGAGUUUAUUUUUGAGUAGACAGAAGUGAUUUGUAAACAUGUUUGUUUUUCAUUUUAAACCGAAUACAUGUGUAAUCAUGUUGUAAUACGUUGAGAACUAAGGACAGUCUUUAGCAAGAGGAAAUACUUUCACCUUAACUCCACUGCUGUGGCGAUUUCUUUACUUUGAUGCCUGACAGACGAUCUUAGAACCUCGUCGUGCUGUCGCGGUUACUGUUUAGUAACCCUGACCGCGUCUCGUGAACAGCCACCCAACAAGGAACCUGGCACCCGAUGAUCGUACUGCGUAAACUGUGCCCACAUGUUCUUAAAUUCUCCAGCUCGGGAAAUAUCUCUUGGUGUGUGUUUUCACUAUGGUUUGUGUUCUUCGUGGUGGAAUUUACCAAAAGCUGCACACUCUUG